GCAGUUCUUCGAAAUGUGGAUACUUAGAACAGCCUGCUUCCUCAUAGUCAGUGAAAAAAUAGGCAUUUCUCAGAGAAGUUUGUCUUAUUCUUUACCUAAAAGAGGGUAAGAUGAGUCACAUUCUCUAGGAGCCUGUUUCUUUUCAUUGUCCAUACAGGGACCCUAUAUAGCUCAUCUACAAGCUCAGAUAUAAGCAUCUGGCUAAGUGAGGUGAAUCCUGAUCUGUCGUUCUGAAAGUAUUAUCUCCUAGGCAGUGCACAGUCAACUCGAAGUUCAGCUCAGUCAGACACAUUAAAGAGGGAACAUUGCUUCUGUGUUCCAAGAUGGGCAAGUUACAGUGACCUUUCCAGUGCGUAUUUUCCUUGCUGGAGUGGACUGUUUUGCUCUAGUUGACUGUACUUCUAGGAUCACUUGUUUCAACUACAGGUUCCUCUAAAUCUUCAGAUUUGCCUUUUUUACAUUUAUUGAACAGAAAAUCUUUUGCCUUCAUUUCUCUUUGCCCACAGAUUUUAAUAGAGCCUAAAAAUUUGGUAUGGGCUUUGAAUGAAUGAACAAUAUAUAUCCUCUUUGAAAUAUGCUAAUAGGACAAGGUUACGAGAAAUAGAUGUACACACACCAAAAUCUUUCCAGGGCAGGAUGAGAAAUCCCCUCUCCUGUUUCUCUUUCCCCAGUUCUGCUCACAAAUAUGUUUCGCUGACCUUGCACAUGGGAAUAGCCAUCUCACUAAAAUGUCAGAAAACUAAUUUGGGAAAACCAGAAGCCUUUUAACUCAUUAAAUCUUUAGUCUUGAGAUCAAAUGGACACUGUCCCGGACAGUGAGACAUGAUGGGGGAACUGCAUUACUGAGGGUCGAAAGGAAGGAACUGACUCAAAAGCAAUAGGAACAGGUAAAAAGUAAAGAGGCAAGCACUGUCAAACUGCUGAUUUGUUCCACUCAUUAAGUGAACUGUCAUCUCCUGAUUUAAUACAGGUGUUUUUCACUCCAUAUAAUAACUGAAGUUAAUUUUGUUGUAAUUUGCAGUUCCUUAUUCUGCUAUCAGGAUGUGUACCUGUGUCUUAGCUCACAGGAGUUCUUAUUUCACGUGUGAUUUAUGAUAUUCUAUAUCCAUUUUAAAUUACAAUAUUUGCAUCCCCCAUUUUUAGGUAAUUUCAAUGAACUGAUCUUCUGAUAAAGUCCUAUAAUUAAAGGUUACUGAGAAGGUAUACCUGAGCUUUAUCAGUGGUGUGAAUACAAUUCCGUAGUUUUGAUUCUGUGAAAAUGGUGAGAAAUUAACUAUAAUUAAGAAUGAUCUCAUAUAUUUGCUUUUGUUCACCUCUUAGUAAAUUUUACUGUAAACUGGCUAAAGACUCUUCUGAGAAAUUAAUGAAUACAUGUGGAACUACAUGCAAAACCUAACUAUCCCUAGUAGGUUUAAAAUGAAUUCAAGGAAAAAACUAUUUUUUUCCUAUUAAAUAAAGAAUAUUCUCUGGCAAUAUUAUUCCACAUGUAGAACUUUUAGGUCUAAGAUAAACUCACUGUGUCAUAAGUUGCUGCAGUUACAAGGUCAUCUUAAUCUCCUCCUUAUGUGUUCCUAAAAAAAUUCUAAUUGAAAUAUUACAAAAUUGCAAAGAUUAGAACAGAAAAAAAGUCUUUUAUUAUGCUUAGUAAUCAUCUAAACAGGCUAUUAGUAUUUUGUUGAGUGGAUUAUUUUAAUUUAUUUUGGGGUAUUUAUUUCCAAAUCAUUUAGUCCCUUAAAAAACAACAACAACAAAAACAGAGAUAGAAAAUCUUUUGUCAGUUAUGCCAGCUUAAGUAGGAGAUAUCAUAAGUAGGAGAUUUCAGACUCCAAUCUGAUGACUAAAAUUACAAACCUGUAAGAGAUUACAAAAACCUCAUGGAAAUAUUCUUCCUGUGAUUAUGAUGACCUAUAGUGCAUUUUGUUUCUGAAACCAUGUGUCACCUUUGCUUUUUUUGGAGGAGUUAAACUCUGUAAAAGGUAACAAAGAAAUAAGUAUUUCCUAUUACAACCAUGGUAAAAUAAAAGAGGGUUAUUUCCCACAAACUGCUUAGCUGACAUGGAAAAUUCCUUCUCCAACUGAAUUCUUAAAUGCACAGGUAUUCUUUGUUAUACUAGUCUGUCUAUUUCUUUUUUGGUAUGACUUCAGUAGGUUAGCAGUAAUUUAGAAUUUUUUAUUUCCGUUGCAGAAAAAUAUUUUUUAUUGCAUUUAGUGGAGAAUGCAGGGUUUGCAUUUGGUGCUGAGCUUUUGGUUGAGCAAGCUUUUGUAGUGGAUCUAAUUUGCUUAUAUAUUUGUAAUUUCCAAUUCCAGUUUCCCCACUGUGGUUGCAAAAUAAAGAGUACUAUGAUUAGGUAACAGUGGCUAUGAGUAAUUAAAUACUUCUGCAAAAUUAUCUUGAGGCAUUAAAGAAGAUAUAAAUUUAUUUUAUUUCUGGUACUAUCACUGGGCCCUAUUGAUGGUCACAGACAUUGUGCAAAAGUAGUGUGUUUUUUACAGAAACAAUUUUUUAGACUAGCUGAGGCUUUGGUCCACAAAGAAAAAAAAAAAAAAAAGAAAGUCUCAUUCAUUUUGCUGGAGUCUUUUGCACUGUAAUUUCUGAAUUCAUUAGUGUCUUGCACAGUGAUUCAAACAGGAACUUUGUCUGCAAUGAUGCUAGCGCGUUAGACCUGGUUCCCAUUGAUUCCACCUCUUAUCCAGAAACUGCAUGCAUGUUACAUUGAGGUACCAGAAAGAGUUCGGAGAAGGACAGUGAAGCUGGUGAUGGUUCUGGAGCACAAGUCUGAUGAGGAGCAGCUGAGGGAACUGGGGCUGUUCAGCCUGGAGAAAAGGAGGCUGAGACCUUAUCACUGUCUACAACUACCUGAAAGGAGGUUGUAGCAUGGAGGGUGUUUGGUCUCUUCUCCCAAACAGUGACAGGACAAGAGAAAAUGGCCACAAAUUGUGCUUGGGGAGGUUUAGAUUGGAUAUUAGGAAAAAAUUCUUCACAGAAGGGGUUGUCAGGCAUUAGAACAGGCUGCCCAGGGAAAUGGCGGAGUCACUGUCCCUGGCGGUGUUUAGAAGGCAUUUAGAUGAGGUUUGUAGGGACAUGGCUUAGUGCUGGAGUUAGGUUAUGGUUAGACUUGAUGAUCCUGAGGGUCUCUUCCAACCGAAAUGAUUCCAUGGUUCUUCAAGGGUGAAUGAAAACUGUUACAUACAGAACAAGCUGAACUAAGAAUUAAUGUAAAUUGAUGUUUCUGGGUCAUUCUUUCCAAGAUAAAGUGAGUUGUUUGUGAAGAAGGUAGCAAAUUAACCAUACAGAAUUGCUCUAUAGGCCCCAUUAAAUAGAGGUUUUGAGAUCAGUGAGAGCUGAAAGAUCUCCAUCUUUCAAUCCAAAAGCUUACUUUGGUUCACUCAACCCUUGAACCCAACCAUGGAUGUCAAAUCUGUUGUCCAAACUGUCACUCUGGGCAUUGGGUAGCUGAGCAGACAAUGACCAAAGGACCAUCCAGAACAUAAUGGACAAGGUUUACUGGCUGUACAUAUAUAACUAUGCAAAACUCACCCAUGAUGUGUAGUCCUGUUAAUGACAUCUUAUAUCUGUUCUCUCUAAUGUCCUGGGAGUCUGGGGAACUUGGAAAUUAUGUAACUCAGAACAAGACUCAGCUUUUCUUCAUUCUGAGUGUUCACAGGUUUGCUCUUCUGGUCACUUUCUGUCAUUUUUCCAGUUUCUUGCCUGUCAUGUUUUCACUUAAUUCAGCAGUUGUUUCACUUCUUUAAGCUGUUAUGCUAUUUCCUUUAUCUUCUCCAGUCUCAUUUAAGAAGUCAUAAAUCACUGUGGCAAAUGCUCAUUGUCUUGUUACAUUUUGGGUUCAAUCUAGUUUACUAACUGCCAGCUGCUUAACCUAGAAGAGGCCAGGUGGCAAAAUCAGCUUUUGUUUACGACUAAAUUAUGACUAAUUGUCUCUUAGUGGCAGUGAUUCUCUAAGGUAGAAACUGUUACCUAGCUUUCUCCAAUUCCCAUGUGCAUAUACAACUCAUUUAUUGGUUUUGUUGUUCUUUUACUUUUGACAGUGGUGUACAUUUUAGGUGCAUGUUUAUUCUUAUUUUGGCUAUAUUAAGAUACUAGAAGUUUAUGAACAAUUGAACACCCAAAUAAAAAUAUUAAAAUAGACUACAAAUGAAGAAAGUACAAUGAAUACCCAAAAUCAAAAUUUCCCUUUUUAUUUCUUUGUUUGGCAUUUGGUUUGAAUUUCUCUCAAGAUCUUGUAUUUGUAAUCUUUCUACAUUUCUAUUCCAACAAGCUAAAAUGGUGAAGAUUUCUAAUGCACAAUCUGGAUUAGACUCUGUGUUAAUAAAUUUAAAGGCAUUUUUCUAUUUCCAUGUUUUCCAGGUAAAAUAAGAAGUUACUUUAAUAAAACCAUAAAUCAGUCUCAGGCAAAUAUUUAUAUUCUAUAAGAGUUUGAAUUAAGGGAGAUCUUUUUAUCCAAACCAAGAUGGCUUUAUUGAAAGUUUUGACUCCACUGAGAAAUACUUUAACCUUUUAAGUAAUCUUAUUGAAGCCGAAGCUCACUGGUGUUUAUCUUAAUUAGUUAAUACGUGUUAAAUGACACGUUGUCUACCUUAUGUCCGCUAACAUGUCAGACUGGGAUUCUUUAAAAAUUGCCAGCUCUUCUAAUGUCAAAAGGCAAACAACUUUUCUUUCAGUUCCCUGACUUUCAUUGUCUUCUGUCAUGUGAUGUCAUAAUUUGAGGUGUCAUUUGAGACUACCUAUGAUUACACCUUUAACAUUAAGCUGGAAAAAAAGAACUUCUGAUUUCCUCAAUAAGUCAUAAAGAGCCAAAAUAAAAUACAAUUCCAAAUCUUUUUCCCUUUACAAAAUAUCAUAAAAUUCAGCUCUUAGAGACACAAUUAAGUAGGCAAAGAAGCCCUGAUACCAGUUUACAUCAACACUGAAGCUGUUAAUAGGCUGACCAACACUUUUACAUAUACAUCUAGCACUUGCCACAGCCUUUCCUGUUGUUACUUUAUUUAAUACCCUAAAUGGGGUGCAUAAUUAGUAAGUAGGCUAUUCAUGGAAGUGUUGUUUCCUUCUAAGAGGAAUUUGUCAGAUUUUCCUUACAUAACUGUAAAUAUUGAGUCUCUCCAAGAACAUUGUUUUGAUGCUUGAAACAAUUUUAAAGGAAGUUGGGGAAGGCAUUUUGCCCACUUCGCUGUCGCAAAGUUUAUGCUUAGAAUGGAUAUGUCUGUGUUACAUGACUAUAAUUAGAUGGGAUUACUCAGGGUCUUGUUUUUCUUUAUCCAGUGUACAGUGAGGUAUGUUUGUCAGACCUGAAGAAUUUUUAGAGGGUAUUAAGAUUAUAGUAGUAAUGGAUUAGGCUGUCAAUAAAUGAUAUCAGAAGUACUGUGACAUAGUUUUUUUGGACUAUGAUUUGCAUGUAUAUGCACGUUUGUAUUCAUACUGUAUUCACUGUGUGUCUUGAGCAGUGCACAGCUCAUUCUGUAAUCAGAUUAUUAGCUCAAUCAUAUUAGAGUACUUUAUACUCUGAGGAUAUUCCCUUAAUCCCAUUCCUUUAGUACACAGAAAAUACGGCAAAUAGCAGUAAUGAACAUUAAGCUCAAAGAAUAGUCCCUUGCUCUCCACCCCCCACCUCUGCAGCUUUAGAAUUAAAGAGACUUUUCUUGAGCAUACAGGUGGAAGAAAUCAAAACCAAACACUGACACUUUCCUUUGCUGCCCUCUUAAUUGUUUACCUCCAUUUUACCAACUAACCAUUUGGACAGCUAGGAAGUUUACAUUGCCGAAAUAUGUAAACUAACAGGCAGUAAAGUAUCAUGUCUUAUAGAUUGUCAUACUUUAUUAGCAUAUGGAGCUUUGAUGUUAUAUAAAACACCACUUAGAGCUUACUAGUCAUAAGAUAUACUUAUGAAAGUAAAAUACUUGUUUAUUCUUUUUUAUGUAUACUUUAAGUACAAAUCAGUAGGCUUCCUAUGCAUAUUAAAAAGUUUCAGCAUUCCUUUCUGCCAGGUAGUCACUAUGGCUACAUCUUUUUCAGUAAAUUAAAUAUGCCCAGGAAUACUGCCUUGGAGGCCAACUGACAUGAAAUACUCUAUGUCCCUGCUUUUAAAUUGCCUUGCCCUCCAAAACACUGUAGUUGCACGCAGACCGCCUACUAGGAUUAGUCCCUUGUGCAAGUACCAGAUUUGUAUUCAAAUCUGCAGUUCUUUGAGAGACUAAUACAUGACUUACACCAAAUCUGUGUCAGGGACCAUUCCAAAAAUUUAACAGUAUAGGCAAUCACAUUCCAGUACUCGAGAAUGUUCCUAGGUUCACAUGAUCCUGGAUUUACAAGCCUGGAUGUAGUCAUUGCAGCUAACACGUAGUAGUUUCAGAAUGUAAAAUUCUAUGUGAUCUUAUCAGCACCUGAGUAAUACGCAAUGUGGUUUUAAAUCACACUAAAGUGCACUUUUUGAGUGCUAUUGUCAUCUCUGUUGGAUUCUACACUAACUUGAGGUUCUGAGGAAAAAAGUAAUUCAUAUAUUCCAUUUGCAACCUUCAACAUGGAUCAGAUUAACUACUUUUACUAGUGCAUAUAGAAAAAAAUGCAACACAAACUUUUUUUCAAUGGGUGCAAAUGAUUUUACCUACCCAUGAUGCAUUCUGAUAUAUUAGCAAAUAUAUUGUGAAAUGUUUUGUUUUCAUCAUCAUCUCAGUAGUUGAGCACCAUAUCACAGUCUCUGCAGAAUCUUGACUGGGAAACAAAAUAAGACCUCUGAAUUUUGGCAGCACUUAUUUUAGAAGAGUUGUACAUUAACAACGUGAAUAUUAAGCAAUGUAGCAGCUAAUAUCAGUAUUUAGUGAAGGAUAGAUACCUAUCAGCUUACAGGAGAUACUUCUGUAAAAAAAUUCUAUUCUAGGCCAGUCAUUUUGGCAGAUCUGUAAUGGAAAAUAACUACAACUUUAAAAAUAGCAGUUUUUCCCGUUCAAGAGCUGUAAGAUUCCAUCACAAGAUCAACAACCACUUUAAAAACAUGACUGCAGCCUCUGUCUCACAGCUUUCCAUUACAGUGAACUUCAGGGCAUGAGAAUGUUCUACCACAAGCUUCUGGAAGCUUUCCGGGAAAAGCCAGGACUCUGCACUUCAGCCAAGAGACUGGGAGUCAAAGAAAGUUUCUGAAAUCAGUGGAUUCUGCUUGAGAACAGAGCCUGGUUAUCAAGUGAUCCAACAUUCAUGAAAGAGAGGAACAAAAAUCUUCCUUGCACACAUGAAACCUUUAGUGAGCCCUUGAUCUGAUAUUUCCUCCUGAGGAGAAGUAGACAUCAUGAAGCAGAAAUUGAGAUCAUCAGUUCAAAUUAUUUUGCUAUUUGCUCUGACUGCAGUGGGUCUGACUGGUCAAUCAUACCCUGGAAAACCUAAGAUAAUAAGAUGUCGUUCUCUAGAAAAGGAAACCUUUUCUUGUUGGUGGAAGCCUGGCUCAGAUGGAGGACUUCCUACCAAUUACACCCUGUUCUACAGCAAGGACAGUGAAGAAAAAAUCUACGAAUGUCCAGACUAUGGAAUGUCAGGUCCCAAUUCCUGCUACUUCGAUAAAAACCACACUAAUCCCUGGACAACAUAUAAUAUCACUGUAAUGGCAAUGAAUGAGAUUGGAAGUAACAGCUCAGAUCCUCAGUAUGUGGAUGUGACCUCCAUAGUUCAGCCAGAUGCUCCUGUGAACCUCUCUCUAGAAACAAAAACAUCUGCUAGCACAACAUACCUUCUGGCAAAAUGGUCUCCACCUCCAUUAGCUGAUGUCACCUCUAAUUCACAUGUAUAUCGCUAUGAGCUACGACUAAAACCUGAGGAAAAGGAAGAAUGGGAGACAGUAUCUGUUGGAGUACAGACACAGUACAAAGUGAAUAGGUUACAAGCUGGGGUGAAAUAUGUUGUUCAGGUCCGUUGUGUGCUAGACAUUGGAGAAUGGAGUGAGUGGAGCUCUGAAAGACACAUUCAUAUCCCCAAUGGAGAGUCACCUCCUGAAAAGCCUACAAUAAUAAAAUGCCGUUCUCCAGAAAAGGAAACAUUUACUUGUUGGUGGAAACCUGGUUCAGAUGGAGGACAUCCUACUAACUACACUUUGCUUUACAGCAAAGAAGGAGAGGAGAGAGUUUAUGAGUGUCCAGAUUACAAAACUGCAGGCCCCAAUUCAUGCUACUUCGAUAAAAAGCACACCUCUUUCUGGACUAUAUACAAUAUAACUGUGAAGGCAACUAAUGAAAUUGGAAGUAACGUCUCUGAUCCUCUUUAUGUGGAUGUGACUUACAUAGUACAGACAGAUCCUCCUGUUAAUGUAACUCUGGAAUUAAAAAAGACAGUCAAUAGAAAACCAUAUCUGGUCUUGACAUGGUCUCCACCCCCGUUGGCUGAUGUCAGAUCUGGAUGGCUUACACUUGAUUAUGAGUUACGACUAAAGCCUGAAGAAGCAGAGGAGUGGGAGACUAUUUUUGUUGGACAGCAAACACAUUAUAAAAUGUUUAGUUUAAAUCCCGGAAAGAAGUACAUUGUGCAGAUUCACUGCAAACCAGACCACCAUGGAUCAUGGAGUGAAUGGAGCUUAGAAAAGUAUAUUCAGAUCCCUACUGACUUUAGAAUAAAAGAUAUGGUUGUGUGGAUCAUCGUCGGUGUCUUGUCAUCUCUUAUAUGUUUAGUCAUGAGCUGGACAAUGGUUUUGAAAGGGUACAGAAUGAUAGCCUUUAUCCUACCACCAGUUCCGGGACCGAAGAUAAAAGGCAUAGAUACACAUCUGUUAGAGACAGGAAAAUCUGAAGAAUUAUUGAGUGCUCUCGGUUGCCAUGGUUUCCCUCCAACAUCGGACUGUGAAGAACUACUGAUAGAAUAUCUGGAGGUAGAGGACAGUGAAGAUCAGCAACUCAUGCCAAGCCAUGACAAUGGUCAUCCCAGUAAAAAUGCAAAAAUGAUAGCCAAGGAGACAGACAGUGACUCAGGCCGAGGAAGCUGUGAUAGCCCUUCUCUGCUUUCUGAGAAGUGCAGGGAGUCCCGUGCCAUUCUAUCAACACUUCAAACCCAAGACAUAAGAGAUGUUCAAGAAAAUAAUGGAAGAAGGCAUUGGGAAACUCAGUGUAUAGCCUCAGAACAGAAAAUACUCCUUUUUAACAAUGAGAGUACAAAAUCGCCCAUAUGGCCUGCAGCUCAGUUACCCGAUAAUCAGCCUCCUAUGUUUGCCUACCACAGUACUGUAGAUGUGCAUAAGAUAACACUGUGUACCAUAGAUGUGAACAUUGCACCAGUUUUGGUGGAAAAUGAAGAACAGCAUCAGCCACAAUAUCCUAUCACUGAAACUGUCCACGACAACAUGGAAAAGCACAGAGAGGUGGAGAAUUUGUAUUCCAAAACUGACCAAACCACAGUGCAGGUCAAACAAAACAGACCUAAUGACAAAUCACCUUUUUCGAAGCCUAAACUAAUGGAUUAUGUAGAAGUUCACAAAGUCAGACAAGAUGAGGUGGCAGCAGUGUUACUGAAACAUAAAGAAAAUAGUGGAAAAAUUGAAAAAUACACUGUUCCAGGAACCAGCAAAGAAUAUACCAAGGUCUCAACCGUUGUAGACCAUAAUAUUCUGGUAUUAAUGCCAGAUUCACGCAUCCAGCACAUACCUGUGUCUCAAGAACCUGCAAUGGAAAUGUCUCAGAACCUUCAGCAAGGUCAGACUGAGAAAAAUAUGAGCUACUGUCUGACAGUUCCAAGCGAGUGCAAAAGAGAGACCAGCGCAUCAGAGUACAUGGACCCAUCUUCCUUUAUACCCGCCUUUAAAUAAGUAGUAGUUAGUACAGUACAUGCUUAAUAGUUACGUACUGUGAAACCGCACCACUUAGCAAACAGUUCCUGAAAACAGCCCAGCCUCCUGUGUGUAUUAUACAGAAAAUAAGCUGUGGGUUGAGGUAGUAAUCAUGGAAGCAAACCUUGGAUCAUUAACAUAUGUUUCUGACACAGGGAAAUGGGGAAACUGAUACUAUCUGCCAUUAAAAAUACAUUACAAACAAAUUAUUCAGCUCUGCAGAUCCUCAAUUAGUUGAUUAAACCUGCAGAUUCAACAAAGAUUAAAAUUCUUGUGGGGCAGUCAGUACACGAUAGUGAUCUGAGCAGUUCCUAAAUCAGAUAAAUCACUGCACAACAGCAUUCUGAUCUACAAUGUCUUUUUUUCUGAAUGUAUUCUGACACUUCAUAUUUUUUCUCAACCCUUAAAAAAGGAGCUCUUAUGUGCAACAAUUCAUAGGUAAAAGAGAAUACAUCCAAAACAUUACAGUUAAAUAAUAAAUUCUUCUAAAUAUCGUCAUUUUGUUUCAGUGUGUCAGAAAACCUUGCAACCCAUUCAUAUCCUAGUCCAGUCAAAUCAAACAUAAAAAGAAUAGCAGGACAAUAUUUGAUAUACUGCCUUACUGUAUAUAAUAUACAAUUCCACUUUAGUACAAGCCCAUGUACUUAACAAUGUAUUUUAAAUGCUAUUUUUCUAUUACCAAAAAAAAAAAAAAAGGCAAAAUAAAGUAUUUUUUAAUUUCCCAAUGCUAUUUAGCUACUUAGAAGCUUUUCUGUUCUGCUGAGACAGCAGUAGCAAGUAAAGCUACCAUUUCUAUAGAAAGCAUAAAAUUAAACUUUAUACUACUUAAAAAUAUGAAGUAAUUUCUAAACUGUAUUUCUAAUAUAUUGCAGAUAUAUUACAAUUUGAAUUGUAAAUUAUUUAUUGCACAUGUUUUUUAUCACCUUUAAUGAUAAAAUGAAAAUAGAUUCUAGGUUUUGAGAGCAAAGCAUCUUUCCCACUGAAUUUCUACUCUGAUGCCAGUCAUGAAUGGAAUAGUGUUCUCCUGCAUCCUUAGACUUUGCACUUUUCUCUGAGCCUGGAAGGAAAGUUUGAAGUGGAAUUUUUCAUAAUGAACUUAACAAUAAUAAUUAUGGAAUCCAGCCUACAAAGUAAAAGAUACAAAGCAUGAAAUCUGAGUCAGAGCUCUGCUAAAAUAGUGGUGGGAAUGAGAAAAGGAGUCCAUGGGAUAGACAAAUGUCCCUGGAACAGCAGUGGAACAGUGAGGAUUCUUCACGUCCCAUGUAACAAAAGGCAGAAUCAAAAUUAUACCGGAAUGGCUCUGAACUUACUGUGGUCCUUCCUUUUUUAAACAAAAGUUUAACUUACUCCAGGAAAGUGUGACCAAGUGAUGACUGAUUAAAACUGGGCCAAGUAUUUAGCCAGUAUCGGUGGCUUCAGGGGAAACUGGAAAUGUAAGGUAAGGGAAAUUGUACUGUACGCAUCAAGGAAAGUGUAUUACUAUAGAUGAGCUCUCUUCUGUUUCUGUCCUUCCUUUACAUUUCUCCAGCUUUUCAUGGUUUUGUGCACUGAGCCAGCCUUCCUGCAGUAUUGGGUAACCUGCUGCAGAGCCAGCCAAAAGAGACUUUCACAUUUUGAGGGUCGCAGAAGGCCACACCUCAUUUGGCAGACCAGCUUCUCAUCUUUUACCUUCAUGACAUGGAACCACUCAAGUACAGAUCAGCCAAGCUGUCUAGCCCUUCAGCUGGCAGGACUUCAGAAUUUACCUAAUUAUCUGUGUGUCUGUAAACAUAUGUGUUAGUGUAUACCAACAUUUACUUUCGGCGUCAAAUUUAGAGACUGUGGCCUCUCUACAAGCAACAUGCUGCCCACUUCCAGAGGUUGAUCAGAGCAGUCUGGAUGCUCUGUUGAAUGUAUAGGGAGGUUUUCUUAGAUUCUUAGUUCAGACACUUAUUUAUCACUUGAAGACGUUAGAUGGCUACUCCAGAGAGCAGCCAGACAUAAAAUUUUGUUUAGUUAUAAUUAACAGGAUAAUUUUACUGUAGCAUUUGUAGUAUAUCUUGCAAAUUUUCUGGGGAUAUUAAAAAUACUACAAAGAAACUUUAUCAGCUCUAUCAGUCAAGACUGGAAUGAUUUGCAGGGCAGCAAUUUGUGUGUGUGCAUGUACGUAUGUAAUACAAUAACAUAUUCUUUCUGACAGUGCUUCAUUUACACUUCAGUUUUCUGACUGAAUCUGACAGAGCUGAUCCAGAUCAGCCACAUUCUCUUUUCUUACAGAUAGCCAUAUCUGAGCCAAGCUGUUCUUUUUUCUCCUAAUGCUGUGCAUAAAGACAUGCUGCUACAGGCCUUCCGUGGUGCAUCUGGUGAUGCAAAGAGGCUAUAGAAUCUUAUCAAACCACAGCAUAAAGAUUUUCCAUAUGUAGUGGAUUUCUUAGUGAAAACCCAGGUGAUUAUAUGAUGUUACAAACUGAAGAAAGCAGGGGAUAAGGUGUCAGCAGCAGGCUGUUGCUGUCAUAUCAGUUACGUUGGACCAGAGGCAAACAGACACAACUUUUAGCAGAUUAUUCAUCCUGCCUAACUGUAGGUAUCUAUAUGUGUACCUCCAGUAAUGCACACAGAAAGAGAACUGAGUAGAAGAGUUUCUAUGCUUUGCCAUAAAUUGGUACUGAAGCUGCAAAAUAACUGUAACGUAAAUUACAUUGUGAGGUGUAGAUUCUCUCCCACCUUUGCUGAUGAAUAUCUCAAUGUGCCAGAUCAUUGUGGCUUUCUGUGAAAAAGGAAGUUCAGACAGAGUAGAAAAGGUGCAUUUGCCCGUUGCUCUGAUGUAGCUAAGCUUUUUGAGGGAUUUGCUAGCUAAGUACAAUUUGAACACUAAUUUCAUUACUAUCUUAUUCUGUAAGCUGAACAAAUGUGUAGGUUGAUUAUUUUUCCCUUGGAUUUGUUUUUAUUUUCCAAAACACCUUGUUACGCCCCAGGUGGAAGCAACACCUUCUGAAAGUGGCCUUUAACAUCUGGAAGUAUGUUAAGAAGAGAAUAAACUAGUGUUCUGUAAAAUCAGAAUAACUUUCAGCUAAGUGUGUGGGCCUUUGGAUGUUCAAAUAUUUCAUUCCUUCUGUUUGCAACAAUAUUUUUGCUUGUAGCUCCUUAAGGAAUAGGUUUUUAUUAGGAAAUAGAUGAGAUUUUGCAGCAGUUGCACAAAGUUGAUUGUUGUAAAAUUACAACACACCAGUGGGGAUUAACAGGCUCUUAACACCUCCUUUGAUAUAGAGAGGGGUGCAGUAUGUAACAGAAGUUACACCUAGGAAAGGGAAUUGACCCUCUUAACUCUUGCACCAUUGAAUUUCUUACUUUGCAUAAUUAUUUGAAAAUUUUGAACAAUGUUUUCAAUGUCAAAUUUAUGCAUGCAUCACUUAAAGUAUGAAUUACUUUUUAGUAGCAUAAAAGCCCUAAAAGGAAGCAUGAAGACUCUUCAGAAAUAAUUAAUUUUAUAGAAUUCAUAACAUUUAAUAUAUACAUUUUUAAUUCAUUACCUUUCCUUUAUACUUGGACUAAUUUUGUUAACAGUUUUUCUUCAGUAUUGACAAACAUGACUCAUCUCAAAUUUUCUAAUUAGGCUUUUUUCUUUAGCAAAGACAUAUUUGAUGUACAAUUUUAGUAUUUCAUUGUAAUAUUUGUGACUUUUAAAUAAAUACAAUUUACUGAAGUAGGACAUGUGCUCCCAAAACUCACCGUCACAUAAAACACAGGCUUGUAGAAUGGUCUUGAUGAUACUAUGUAACUAAAAACAUUAUUUAAUAAAAAUUCAGUAAGUUGAUCUUAUACAAUACUAGCAAGAGGAUAUGUGUGUUUAUGGAACAAACUGUAAAACAAAUAUGUAAUGAUAACUGAUUUAUCUUAAAGCAGUGAAUUCUGUGGCAUAUCUGUUUAUGUGUCUGUGUUUAAUGGCUGGAAAAUAUGCAGUUGCUUUCAAUGUCAUUGAAGUAUUUAAAGUGUAGUAACAGCAGGUGUUCAAAGUGAAUAAGUAGAAAUUUUUUGUGAUCUCUGAAGCAUUGUAUACAUGGGGUUCACAUCAUGAAGCCUAUAAAUGUAUUUCAGAGUUUUUCAUUAAUUGUAAACAAUUUGAAGGUGUUGUGCAAGGAAACCAAAGUCAUCUAAGCCAGUUGUUAGGUAUUACUCGUCUUCUACAAAGCCAUAAAGACAAAUGAAAUUAAAAAGUGUCAUGAGAUCAAGCAUCAUAUUCUCAAAGAGUUGCUACCUCAGAUUAUUUUUUUGCUCCCUUUAAAAAGGCAGAAAAUAUUUUACUUCUUGUAUCAAAUUGUGAAUAAUUCUAUCAAGAUUUUUAAAAUCUUAUUCAUAAUGUUCAAAUUAUUUUUGUUAACUAACAGCUUGUCAUGCUUGUCAGUGCAGAAACGUCACUUAUGUUGCACUGGUAUUACUAGGGUGGGAUAUUUGAGAUGUGUAACAUAAUUAUAUGUUUUUAAUAUGAAAAAAUAAGAGAAAUUUCUGUCUUGUUGGGAAAGCCAUACUGACCAGAUUGGCAGCCAAGCAUGAGUCCCUUUUCUGGGCUGAAAAGUUUUUUGCCACUGCCGGUCUGCCCAGAUUGUUAGGACUGAAUGAGCUGAGUUGACAGAGAUGCUCUGAUUCUGGAUCUCAGCAAUGGAACUGAGCUUUUAUCACUAGUUCCUGUUUAUUGUAGAAAAACCUGUUUUCAGCUGAGUUCUGUAAAGUAAAUCUUCAAACUCCAUCCCUAAAUGAGUGAAAAUGGAGACUAGCCCUGCUGUCAACUAUCUCAAACCCUCAUACUAAAUACAGACUCCUGUGGAUGUGGAAAGGUGGACUGAAUUAAAUUAAUUGGAAGAGUCUUGUGGCCCUGCCUUGAAAGCCAUUUUAAAACAAAUAUGGGAAUUCCUUCAUUUUUCCUGUGUAUGUCAAGCAGGAGAUUAAAGAUAAAUGGACUACAUAAAUACAUAGUAUAUGGGGAUAUAAAGUGAGCUUAGUGAUUGGAAAAGGGACACAGUUGCAGAAUAGGAGUACAGUCACUACAGGAUGGUAUAUAGGUAGGUCAUCAGAGAAAUCGGGAGGAUAAACAUGCACUGAGAGGGAGGAAGAAGAGCAAAUGGAAGCAAAAGAAUCAAAUAUAAGAGUAGGUAGGGGGAAAACGGAAACUAGUAGAAGAACAGUGAUGAGUUUCAGAGGGAAAAAAAAAGGAAGAUAAGAAAAUACUUUUAUAUCAAAGUGGGGAUAUGCACAGCUACCUGAGAUAGUCCACAAAAGUAAUAAAGCCUUUUUAAAUGCUAAAGAGUUGGCAAAACACUGAAAUUGGCUACUAUGGAUCAAUGAUUACAUACGAGCAGAAAAAGUCCUAUACAUGAGAAGUGGUCAUUCAGUUCUAUCAGUUACAGGAUUUUCUUCCAUGUAUCUAACAUUGGUCCCAGGCAAACAGAAUAUUUAAAGAGGUAGAUCCUUCAAGUCAUCUGCUGUUGUAUUUUCUACAUUCCUAAGGAAAAAAUCCAGAGAAAUUAAGUGUACCACAUUGUUUUUAAAAGCAACCUUCAAUUUUCAGACAGAUCUACAGAUGAGACGUAUCUAUCUAUUUACAUUGCCUCACACAUAAGCCUAUCAUUCUUAAGCAUUCUUCUAUUUUUUAUUUAUUAAAGAAAAUGUAAUGACCUGGAAGCUCCAAGAGAAAAAGUACUUUGGGGAUACUGCUAAAUAGUCUGUUGGAAUUUCUGGGCAUUGUUUAGUUUGUACCUGCGACAAUUUAUCUGUUACAUUUUCCUUAAUCACAAAGUCCCUGUCUUCGUGAUAAAUUUAGAAAAUUACCAAAUCAGGCGUACAAUAUAGCUCUCCCAUUUAAGCUAAGUUUGUAAGAUAAACUAUUCUAUCUCUCAGAAGCUUAAGAGGUUGGUGUGUAGAGCAGUUAGAGAUAAGAAAGUCCUUUUAUACAUCUUCCUCUUUUUAUUUCUGGAAGGUUUAACAUCCUUUUCUACUUUGUGAUGCUGCUUGUCUUGGACCUUGUCUUUAUUUAACGUUUUUUUUCAGGACAGUGCUGCUUUUGGGUUUGUUUUUGUGAGCUGCUGAGUACCUUCACCUUAUUUUGACAUCUGUAGAAGUGGAAAGAUUUCAUUCCAAUUACUACAAAAACUGGAAUGCUCGGUUUUACAGACGUGUAGCCCUGAGUAGAAUUUUUACAGGAUGCUGUCCACUUGUAGAACAAACCGCUUCAGUAGGACAAGAAAUGAUAUAUGUCCAGGAAGAGGCAGAUUUUUCUACAUGUGGAAUACAUGCAGAAAUAUAAUGAUGUCAAAUCAUUUUUUCUUAAUAUUCAUAAUGCUGUAGACUACUUGUUAUUCUCUUUCCUGUGUCUUUCAUUCCAAAAGGAAGAGGAAACUACUGCUCUGCUACACUCAGAAAGAGCUCCUGGGCUGCAUUAGUGGCCUACUUCCCAGCACAGAAAGAGAUGAUCCAGUAUUUAAAGCAAACUUAUUGCUAUUUGCAUAAAUCAUUUCAUUGCUAGCCUUGCAAUACAAGCCACGCAUUUUUUCCAUUACAGUUUCAGAAGCUGCAUGCAAUCUGGAACAUCCAAGGUGUCGUAGUGUCAUUACUGUAGCAACAGAAUGACUUGAAGCACAAUUAUUCUAUGAACCAGAUCCAAAUGUUUUGUAAAUUUCUAAAAUUUAAUAAAUUACAGAAAGUAGUUUUCAUAUGCAGUAUGUACAUUGGUUGGAGAAAACUCGUAUAAAAAUAGUUGCUCAGGAAUUCUUCAUUGUUUCUAAGUGUAUUUGAAGGAAAAUGCUUUAAAAUGUAUUUUUUUAAGUUCUUAAUAUUGAAAAUGCUAGCUUUAAUAAAAUCUGUUAGCUAUUUCACUCAUAAGAUCAAUAUUGUUACUGAACUCUGUAGCUUUCUGAUGGACUUUUCAAUCUUUUGGCAUUGUAAAAUCUCUUUGCAAUGGUGUUUGCAUUUCAAUUUAAUAAAAGGUCUUGAAUAAAAUUCACAAA
This is a messenger RNA of Columba livia (rock pigeon), 16786 nucleotides long. It is a transcript of the gene PRLR, whose product is annotated as prolactin receptor. The transcript has 16 exons. Lineage: Eukaryota; Metazoa; Chordata; Aves; Columbiformes; Columbidae. Gene Ontology annotation, biological process: positive regulation of cell population proliferation; cytokine-mediated signaling pathway. The record is from RefSeq and is a predicted model, not a curated record. Gene Ontology annotation, cellular component: external side of plasma membrane; membrane; signaling receptor complex. Bases 7296 to 9788 code for a protein of 830 amino acids. Gene Ontology annotation, molecular function: peptide hormone binding; prolactin receptor activity; cytokine binding.